Messenger RNA from Centruroides sculpturatus (bark scorpion), 1607 nucleotides. RefSeq names its product histone deacetylase 1-like (gene HDAC1). Gene Ontology annotation, molecular function: histone deacetylase activity. NCBI's taxonomy places the organism in Eukaryota, Metazoa, Arthropoda, Arachnida, Scorpiones, Buthidae. The transcript is spliced from 13 exons. The coding region runs from base 87 to 1568 and encodes 493 amino acids. The record is from RefSeq and is a predicted model, not a curated record.
ACUUAUUGGUUUGGAUGGCAUCACGUGUGGUUAACGUCAGUGGCCGAUCUCGGCCAGUUGUAUUGUAGUAGUAUAGUUGUGCGAAAAUGGCGACAUCACACUCGAAAAAGCACGUUUGCUAUUAUUAUGAUGGUGACAUUGGAAAUUAUUAUUAUGGACAAGGACAUCCAAUGAAGCCUCACCGGAUCCGUAUGACUCACAACUUGAUAUUAAAUUAUGGACUAUACAGAAAAAUGGAAAUAUAUAGACCUCAUAAAGCAACACAAGAAGAAAUGACCAAAUAUCACAGUGACGAUUACAUUCGUUUUUUAAGAAGCAUUCGACCAGAUAACAUGUCAGAAUAUAAUAAACAGAUGCAAAGGUUUAAUGUUGGGGAAGAUUGUCCCGUCUUUGAUGGCCUGUAUGAAUUUUGCCAGUUGUCUACGGGUGGUUCGGUUGCUGGAGCAGUGAAAUUAAACAAACAGGCUGCAGAUAUUGCUGUGAACUGGGCAGGCGGUUUGCAUCAUGCAAAAAAAUCUGAAGCAUCUGGUUUUUGUUAUGUGAAUGACAUAGUGUUAGCAAUUCUAGAAUUGUUAAAAUAUCACCAGAGAGUUUUGUAUAUAGAUAUCGAUAUUCACCACGGAGAUGGUGUCGAAGAAGCAUUUUAUACCACUGAUAGAGUAAUGACUGUGUCAUUUCAUAAAUAUGGAGAGUAUUUUCCUGGAACUGGGGAUUUGAGGGAUAUUGGAGCUGGCAAAGGAAAAUAUUAUGCUGUAAACUUUCCUCUUCGCGAUGGAAUCGACGAUGAAGCCUAUGAGGGAAUAUUCCAGCCGCUAAUAUGCAAAGUAAUGGAGAUGUAUCAGCCAAGUGCUGUGGUUCUUCAAUGCGGUGCUGACUCGCUGUCCGGAGAUAGACUUGGUUGCUUUAAUCUCACAUUAAAAGGACAUGGAAAGUGUGUGGAAUUUGUGAAAAAGUACCAAAUGCCACUUCUGUUGUUGGGAGGAGGAGGAUACACUAUUAGAAAUGUUGCUCGAUGCUGGACUCAUGAAACAUCUGUAGCCUUGGGAGUGGAUAUUGCCAAUGAAUUACCGUAUAACGAUUAUUUUGAAUAUUUUGGACCCGAUUUCAAGUUGCACAUCAGUCCUUCAAAUAUGGCGAAUCAAAACACACCAGAAUAUUUAGAGAAAAUUAGAACUCGGUUAUUUGAAAAUCUCCGCAUGCUUCCUCAUGCUCCGGGGGUACAAAUGCAACCUAUACCCGAGGAUGCAAUUGACCAAGAGAGUGAAGACGAAGACAAGCAGGAUCCUGACGAACGAAUCAGCAUCAGAGCAUCAGAAAAACGGAUUGCCUGCGAAGAAGAAUUUUCUGACAGUGAAGACGAAGGUGACGGAAGGAGAGACAUCCGAUCUCACAGACCGAAGAAACGCCAGAAGGGUGAUGAGGGUGACAAGGACAAACAGGGUGGAAGAAAAGACGACGAAUCAAAGGAAAAAGAAGAUCGAAAGACCGACGUAACUGAUAAAACUGAAAGUAAAAGCAAUUUAGAUAACAGAGAUGAAGUUGGAGAUGGCGACAAGAAAAGCAUUUAACAGCCGAUCAUUAUAGUAUGUUCGUUUUACAAUGCAUAG